This is a messenger RNA of Impatiens glandulifera, 1389 nucleotides long. RefSeq names its product zeatin O-glucosyltransferase-like. Gene Ontology annotation, molecular function: UDP-glycosyltransferase activity. The transcript has a single exon. Lineage: Eukaryota; Viridiplantae; Streptophyta; Magnoliopsida; Ericales; Balsaminaceae. Bases 1 to 1389 code for a protein of 462 amino acids. The record is from RefSeq and is a predicted model, not a curated record.
AUGGCCGCCGUUCACGACCAAGAAAAUCCUCCCGCCGCCGCCGCUGCCGUGGUGGUGGUGGUAGUACCCUUCUUAUUUCAAAGCCACCUAAACCAAGCCUUACAGCUCGCCCACCUCAUCUCCUCUUACAAAAUCCCGGUCUACUACGCCACCUCCGCCGCCCACUGUCGCCAAGCCAAGCUCCGUUACAACGGAAAAAACACAUCUUCAAUAACCCACCUCAAUUUCAUCGAAUUACCCAUGCCACCUUUCCUUUCUCCACCACCCAAUCCAAAUUCAACCCUAAAAUUCCCAUCUCAUCUCCAGCCCUGUUUGGAUGUCUGCUUAGAAUUACGCCACCCAACCGCUGCCCUCUUGCGUCAACUCUCCUCUUCAUCUAAAAGGGUCGUCGUUAUCAACGACACAAAUAUGGCGUACGUCACUCAAGACGUCGCCACCAUUCCAAAUGCAGAAUCCUACUCUUUCUCCUGCAUAUCCGCGUUCAGUCUUCACUGUAUAAUCAAUCAAGGUAUACUUGAUGAGUAUAAAACUAAUGUCGAUCGUAUUUAUUUAAAACCGAUUGCAGAAACUGUCACGCCGGAGAUACUGAAGUUCGCGGCGUAUCAAUCCCCUCAUGAAGACCUUAAGAGUGGAGAUUUAAUCAAUACGUGUAGAACGCUGGAAAGAUCGUAUCUUGAUUUACUAAAGGAUAAGAAACAAUGGGCUGUUGCGCCAUUGAAUCCGGUGAUUAGAGCGACCGACGAGAUGAUUAAUAACAACACUUGUCUUCUGUGGCUAGACAAACAGCCGAGGAAGUCUGUUUUAUUCGUUUCGUUUGGAUCGACAACUUCAAUGAUGGAUGAACAGGUGAAGGAACUUGCUAUGGGUCUUAGACAGAGCAAACAGAGAUUUCUCUGGGUUUUUAGAGAUGCGGAAAGGGGAAAUGCUUUUAGCGAUGAUAAUGGAGAUCGGAAAAGCGGAUUGCCAGAUGGGUUUGAAGAGAGUGUGGAGGGAAUAGGAAUGGUGACACGAGAUUGGGCACCGCAAGUUGAGAUCUUGGGUCAUGGUUCGGUUGGAGCGUUUAUGAGUCAUUGUGGUUGGAAUUCGUGUAUGGAGAGUUUGAGUAUGGGGGUUCCUAUUGUGGCUUGGCCAAUGCAUUCUGAACAACCUUAUAAUGCUCUGCUUGUGACCGAGAUGCUUAAGGCUGGUGUGGCGAUUAAGGAAUGUGAUGGGGAUUUGGUGGGUUCGGAUUUGAUUAAGGAGGCGAUUGAAGAGAUGAUGGUUUCUGAUGAAGGAGUGAUUAAGAGAGAAAGGGCGGAGGAAAUUGGUUUGGUUUUGAGGAAUGCUGUUGAAGAAGGUGGUGCUACUCGUUUGGAGAUGGAUUCUUUUGUUGAACACAUAACCAGAUAG